Molecule: messenger RNA, 336 nt
Organism: Trichomonas vaginalis G3
Lineage: Eukaryota; Parabasalia; Trichomonadida; Trichomonadidae
Exons: 1
Source: RefSeq, a predicted model, not a curated record
UUCUGUUUCUGGGAAUAUGACAAGAACCAUAAAACAUUAAGCAGAGAAGUCUUAAAAUUUGUCAAUGACAGACUUGUUGACAGAGAUGACGCCUCUUGGAGAGAUGAAGUCCAACAAAACUUCUUAGAAUGCAAAGAAGACACAUGCGCUGUUCUUGAAGAUGAAAUAGAAAACAGAAUAGAAGAGCUAUUAAAGGACAAAGAACUUUUACAAAAAUAUGGUUCUGAGAAGUUUGACAUAACUCCACCAGAGAAGAAGAAGAGAGAAAAGAAAGAAAAGAAAGUAGAAGAAGAGAAGAAAGAACCAGAGCCAGAGAAGGGGAGAUAUGACAUGUAA